Messenger RNA from Ailuropoda melanoleuca (giant panda), 892 nucleotides. RefSeq names its product keratinocyte associated protein 3 (gene KRTCAP3). Lineage: Eukaryota; Metazoa; Chordata; Mammalia; Carnivora; Ursidae. The record is from RefSeq and is a predicted model, not a curated record.
GGAGCCCCGCCCGGGACGCGCGCGGGGCUGGGCCUUCAGGUGGCCCGCCCCACCGCCACUGGUUCACCAGGGGCGGCCGCGAGGGGCCCUGGGCUUCCUUUCCCGGCUCAGGCCUGCCCCUCCCCCCCGUGCUUUGCAGACGCGGCCCGCGGCCCCCGGCGGCUUAUGCGUGUGGGCCUCGCGCUGAUCCUGGUGGGCCACGUGAACCUGCUCUUGGGGGCCGUGCUGCACGGCACAGUCUUGCGACACGUGGCCAAUNGAGGAGCCUCAACUAGAGAAACCAAGGUGUCAUCAGUGGGAUAGUCAGCCGCGCGCGCGCAGCUGCUCACCCUGACUUUCUGUCCCCGCCAGCACUGGGCCCUGCUGGCAGUAGCUUUGGUGAACUUGCUCUUGUCUGCCGCCUGCUCCCUGGGCCUCCUCCUUGCUGUGUCACUCACUGUGGCCAACGGUGGCCGCCGCCUUAUUGCUGACUGCCAUCCAGGACUGCUAGAUCCUUUACUACCGCUGGACCAGGGGCCUGGACGGGUUGACUGCCCGUUUGACCCCACAAGAAUCUAUGAUACAGCCUUGGCUCUCUGGAUCCCUUCCUUGCUCAUGUCUGCAGCGGAGGCUGCUCUGUCUGGUUACUGCUGUGUGGCUGCACUCAGCCUGCGUGGGGUUGGGCCCUGCAGGAAGGAAGGGCUUCAGGAGCAGCUAGAGGAACUGACAGAGGUUGAACUUCCUAAGUGUAAAAGACAGGAAAACGAGCAGCUACUGGAUCAGAAUCAAGAAAUGCACGCAUCACAGAAAAGCUGGGCUGAGGACAGGUGCUGAUCCAGAGGCUCAGUCCACAGCGGUGACAUAAACCCCAAGAUGACAUAAACAGUUGUAAUAAAAGAAUUCCUUUCUUCUU